This is a messenger RNA of Hibiscus syriacus, 2162 nucleotides long. Its product is annotated as probable inactive ATP-dependent zinc metalloprotease FTSHI 3, chloroplastic. Gene Ontology annotation, molecular function: zinc ion binding; metalloendopeptidase activity; ATP hydrolysis activity. The record is from RefSeq and is a predicted model, not a curated record. Gene Ontology annotation, biological process: proteolysis. Lineage: Eukaryota; Viridiplantae; Streptophyta; Magnoliopsida; Malvales; Malvaceae. The transcript is spliced from 4 exons. Bases 170 to 2077 code for a protein of 635 amino acids. Gene Ontology annotation, cellular component: membrane; chloroplast thylakoid.
UCCCCUCAUUCAUUAUCAUUCGUCAGUUUCAUCCCAUGUAUUAUAAACCCAGGUAAGAAGUAAAACUUUUCUCUGGCUUAAAGCCUACCAAUUUCCCGAUAUCUAUCUAUGUAGCUUUUGUUGUUGUUUUUUCUCUUCCCAAAGUAUUGUUGUUGAUUUGCAAAUACUCAUGGCUUGUUUUAGUAUUGUGUGCAAUUAUGGGUGUUUUGUUAGUGAAGGAAACUUGGUUAUUGAUAGUGGGAAAACCAAGUCUAUUAGGAGAUAUACUGGCUUUUCUUAUACUUCAGUUUGCUUUCCUUCACUUGGUAUAUAUAGCUAUAACCACUGCAAAACCCAGAACUUGUUCUUUUCUGGUGAUAAUAGCUCUAGGUUUAUUAGUAAUGGAAGAAGCAAUGAGGUUCCUUCAUUGGGUUUUCGAGUUUGUUGCAAGGCACCCAAUGGGUUAUUGAUGAAGGGGAAUAGUGGAGAUAAGGAAACCCAAUUUGGAAAAGGAGGAAGUAGCCGUGUGAGAAAGAUAUUUUCAGUAAGAUUGCGUCCCCGGUUACGGUUAUUAACGAGAAGAAUGAAGAGACUCUCAGUUAGGUCGAUGUUAAAUGAUGUAGCUGUGUUUUUAAGAAAGAAUAUAAGAAGGGUUAGUCUUUACAGCACGAUAACUCUAGUGUUGGGAAUGUGCUAUUUGUUCUUGAAAUUAACUGCAGUGCCAUCUCCUAAGAUUGUUCCGUACUCGGAGUUUAUAACAAGCCUUCAGAGUAGUUCCGUGACAAAGGUUUUGCUUGAAGAGGGUUCUCGUCGUAUAUAUUUCAACAUGGAUUCUAAAAGUGAUGAAAAUACUCAAUCGGAAGAAGAAUCAUCGGCAAGGAACGAUUCAACAGAAAACCUAACUGAUAUGGUUGCAAGAGAGGAUGGUAGACAAUUGCAAAACCAAGGUCUAUUGAAGAGGUUUUCAAAACCUAAAACUUCUACUUCUCCGUGGAUGUAUUUGACAAGAAAAAUUGAUCAUGAUGAAAAGUUUCUUCUUAGUUUGAUGCGAGAAAAGGGAACAACUUAUAGCUCAGCACCACAAUCAGUUCUAAUGGCAAUGAGGAGUACUUUAAUAACUAUUAUAUCCUUGUGGAUUCCUUUAAUGCCUUUGAUGUGGCUUCUGUAUCGUCAACUUUCAGCUGCAAAUAGCCCAGCAAAGAAGCGGCGACCGAAUAAUCAGGUUGUUGGGUUUGAUGAUGUGGAGGGAGUUGAUACUGCUAAGGUGGAGCUUAUGGAGAUCGUUUCAUGUCUUCAGGGCUCUGUAAACUACCAAAAACUGGGAGCAAAAUUACCUAGAGGUGUGUUGCUAGUGGGUCCACCAGGAACAGGGAAGACAUUACUAGCUCGUGCAGUAGCUGGAGAAGCAGGAGUUCCUUUCUUUAGUGUAUCAGCUAGUGAAUUUGUUGAAUUAUUUGUUGGAAGAGGAGCAGCUCGAAUUCGAGAUCUUUUCAACGUGGCUAGGAAAUCUGCCCCAUCGAUUAUAUUUAUUGAUGAACUUGAUGCAGUUGGAGGGAAGCGUGGUAGAAGCUUCAAUGAUGAACGAGACCAAACAUUAAACCAGUUGCUGACUGAAAUGGAUGGAUUUGAGUCAGACAUGAAAGUGGUUGUUAUUGGGGCAACUAAUAGGCCAGAAGCACUGGAUCCAGCCCUUUGUCGCCCUGGUCGCUUCUCAAGGAAAGUAUUGGUGGGAGAACCAAAUGAGGAGGGACGGAGAAAGAUUUUGGCUGUACAUUUGAGAGGAGUUUCUCUAGAAGAAGACCCACAACUUAUUUCUGAGUUGGUUGCUUCACUGACCCCGGGUUUUGUAGGUGCUGAUCUUGCAAACAUUGUCAAUGAAGCUGCUUUACUUGCUGCUCGUAGAGGUGGUGAAACAGUGACAAGGGAAGAUAUAAUGGAAGCUGUUGAGAGAGCUAAAUUUGGGAUUAAUGAUAGACAGCCUAGUAUAAUAGGCAAGGAGCUUGGGAAACUUUUCCCAUGGGUACCCUACUUAAUGGGAAGGAGUGAUCCAAGACAGGAUGGUUUACAAGGGCCUUUGGGCUAUCAAACCUUAAGCUGAUAAGUGCUACUUUCUCAGUGCUUAUACUGUUAUUCUUUGGUUAUAUGAACCUGAAAACAGUUUUUUUUUUGUUAAACCUUUUCGU